Messenger RNA from Gryllus bimaculatus (two-spotted cricket), 4607 nucleotides. The record is from the annotation of a GenBank genome assembly. NCBI's taxonomy places the organism in Eukaryota, Metazoa, Arthropoda, Insecta, Orthoptera, Gryllidae.
GAUUGUUUCUUCUGAGUUGUCCGCCACGUUUCCACACCCUCUGCCUCGGCCAGUCUGAUAAUAAUUUUGCUCUUCCGUCAUGCUCGUCUUGCGUUCACUGUUGAAAGCAUUGGAUCUCGUACUUGAAUGUUCAUCUUGAUCUCUCAAUUUCAUCAUCUGGAUCUUAUUUUUUACGAUUUCUACAAUUUUUUCUUCUUCUUUCAGAACAACAAUUAAAUCACCAGUAUAACUACGAUUCUGGCAGUGUUCUCAACAUGUAGUUCAUUUUUUCCUUUUCUGAUACCUUACAUGUCUCGUUGAAUGGUUCGCACGCUGACACUUGAUAGUCCGGCAUUGAAAUCUGCAGUAAUUUGCGGAAAGGUUGCACUUCUGUCACGUGUAAUGAUUCUCCUCAGUCGUCGUCGGCCACGUUCUUGCACGAUCAUUUUGCGGCCGCAGCCGUGCUGGAGGUUUGAUGUUUUACCGGAUUCCCGAUAUACGAUUCAUGGUACACUCAUGAAAUGGUCAUACGGGGAACUCCAAAUUUCAUCGUGACCUCGGAGAUCCUAUGCCCCAUCUCUUUUGCGCCGACAGUUACACUACGUUCAAACGCGCGUAACUCGUAAUAACUUGCCAUUGUAGCAGCAGUAACCGAUCUAACAACUGUCAAACUGUGGUUGCUUUACAUAGUCGUUUCGGACUGAAGCGCCGUAUUCUGAUUGUUUCCAAAUCUGUGAAGUCUUUGUUCCUACCACCUUGUUAUGCACAACUAAACGUAAGAUGUGCAUUUUUUGUCAUUAUUCUAUUCUUAGCAUGUUAUAUAGAUUGUGGCUUGUGCACUCCAAUUAGGACAUAAUUAUUAAUUGCAGGAAGGAAGAGGAACUGUUUCCGUUCAGAGCAAUAGUAAACCAACUUUCAAGAAUUGUUCAAAAUAUCAGCCAUCUGUUCUAGAAGAAACAGAGCCUGGUCGUCAUGUAUUAACGGUACAAGCUGAAGACAGAGAUCCACCUGAUGCUGGUGGUACCCUUACAUAUUCUUUUGUCACUGCCCUUGGUGAACGUGAAAAAUUUAGAAUAGAUAAUGUUACUGGUGAAAUUACUACAAAACAGCCAUUUGAUCGUGAUGAACCUAGUCGUGAAAAAGAAGUUUAUAUAGCGGUGCGAGCAACUGAUAAUGGACGACCACAAUUAGAUGAUAUUUGCUCAAUUAAAGUUGUUAUUGAAGAUAUAAAUGACAAUCGACCAAUAUUUGAUAAAGUGAGUUAUCAUGAAUCUGUUCCGAAAGAUUUGAAAGUCGGCCGAGAAGUGAUGAGAAUAUCUGCUACAGAUAUAGAUGAUGGUAAAAAUAGUAUUGUUUCUUACAUUCUCAUGUCUGAACGUGAUGCCUCUGAUAUGAACUACUUCAGAAUAGAUGAAAAUACAGGAGUGAUAUUCUUAAAUAAGAGUAUUGAUAAACCUGUUGAUUAUAAAUUUAAAAUGAAAGCUCGUGCUAUGGAUCAUGGAAAACCUUCUUUGGAGCAAGAUAUUGGUGUUGAGAUAACUGUUGUAGGAUCGAAUAGAAAAGCUCCUACGUUUUUAAAAACACCAGAUACGUUGUAUAUUAAAGAAAAUCACACAGAUUUUUCAACCCCCUUGAUAACCAUUCAAGCAAGCUCAAACAUUCCAAAUGAUACUCCAGUGUUCGAGCUUCUGAUUGGUCGAACUGAACAAACAAAUAAGCAAAAUACCUUUGUCUUGGAGCAGCAUAAUGAUACUGCAUAUAUAAAACUUGGGAAGCGUUUGGAUUAUGAAGCUAUAAAUGAAUACCAAUUGAUUGUGAGAGUUCAGAAUAAAGAUAACUUGGCUGCUCAACAAUUUAUAGUUAUUAAAGUGGAAGAUGUAAAUGAUGUAAUUCCAGUUUUCAUUGAUAUUGUGCCUGGAAGUGUAUUAGAGAAUGAGCCUCCUGGCACACCGGUUAUGCAAGUUCGAGCUAUAGAUUUAGAUGGCACUACAGCUCAUAAUCAGGUAACAUAUGAAUUGGAAAAUGUAACAGAGGUGCAAGAACGCUUCCAAAUAGAUCCUCACACUGGUAAUAUUACUACAAAAGUCAAAUUUGAUCGUGAAGAGAAAGAUUUUUACAAAGUAAAAGUUAUUGCAACCGACAGCUCUCCGUCUGCCCUAUUUCAUGACGGAAGACAUAAUAAAGGUGAACACACUUUUCGAAUCGAGAUAGCCGAUAUCAAUGACAAUCAACCAAGGUUUACCAAAAAAAUGUAUAUAUUUGAAGAAAUUCCAGAAGAUGCAAAUCUCAAUCAGCAAGUGGGUGAGGUGAGGGCGGAAGACAAGGAUUCAGCAUCCCCAGUAACAUACAGCAUCAUUGAUGGAAACAUAGGUAAUGCAUUCUUGAUUGAGAAUACAACUGGAAAAAUUAGAGUAAAAAAUGCUCUUGACUAUGAAAUUCGUACUGAAUAUAUGCUCACAGUGCGUGCUUUUGAUGGAGCUUACAAAGAUGAAGCAAAUGUAUCUAUUAAAAUUGGAAAUGUAAAUGAUAACCCCCCGAUAUUUUUACCUUACAAUAAAAAUAUUACUAUUAAGGAAGAAGAAUUACCAGAAGAAGAAUGUAUAACUAAGUUAGAAGCGUAUGAUCCAGAUAUAGUGAAUCGAAGUUGGCCUCAACAUAUUGUUUAUUUUGUGGUUAAAGAAGAUCAAAAAGAUAAACUUAAAAUUAAUAAAGAUGGCUGCUUAUCCCUUAUAAAGAGUCUUGAUCGUGACCCGCCAAAUGGUUAUGAUGAAUGGCAAGUCUUUAUUGCUGCUGAUGAUGAGGAUGGUGAUGUAAAAUCUCUACGACAGACGACCGAUUUUCUCAUUCAUCUUAUCGAUAUAAAUGAUAAUGCUCCGUUUUUGGAUAUGGUACAACCAGUUAUAUGGAUGGAAAAUCAGCCACCUGGUAACAUAACAGUUUUAACAGCAAAGGAUUAUGAUAGUGAUGAAAAUGGACCACCAUUUAAAUUUGUUAUUGAUGAAAAUGCUUCAGAAGAUAUCAAAAGGAAGUUCUAUAUUUUAGAUGCUACUUUAUUUGCAAAUGUUACUUUUGAUCGUGAAGAGAAAAAAGUAUAUCAUAUACCCAUUGCAAUAACAGACAGUGGUGUGCCUCCACUUACUAAUACAAGUUUUCUAAUGGUGGUUAUUGGUGAUGUUAAUGACAAUGCAAUGAAGAAUGGCGAAAGUAGUAUUUUUGUAUAUAAUUACAAGGGAAAGGCUCCUGACACUGUGAUUGGACGAGUAUAUGUUGAUGACCCUGAUGAUUGGGAUAUUGUUGACAAACAUUUUCGUUGGAAAAGUGAUAAUGUUAAUCAGCCGUUCUGGUUAGAUACCGAAACUGGCAUGAUAACAAUGUUAAGUGGAACUAGUAAUAGCAGUUUUCGAUUGGAAUUUAUUGUCACUGAAAAGUCUGCCCUUAUUAAGGAGCAUUUUGUGGAAGCUGCUGUUAAUGUCACUGUAAAAGAGUUGCCAGAGGAAGCUGUUGACAAAUCAGGUUCGAUCAGAUUUGCUGGGGUAUCAGCAGAAGAUUUCAUUGCUCCUGGACCAAACCUUAAACCUAGUAAAUUAGCGCAAUUUUCAGCUUAUCUUGCUAAUAUUCUCAACACUUCUGAAGAAAACAUUGAUACAUUUACUGUGCUACAUUCUCCACAUAAUAAUGAUAGUAAUCUAUUGGAUGUGCGCUUUUCUGUGCAUGGAUCACCAUAUUAUCACCCAGAAAAAUUGAAUGCAAUUGUUGGAGAACAUCAAGAAAAGCUAGAGAUUGAACUGGGAGUUGAAGUUGUAAUGAUAAACAUCGAUGAAUGUCUCAUUGAGAAAGCAUUUUGUAGUGAAUUAUCAUGCACAAAUAUCUUGAAUAAAAGUGAAGUACCUUAUCCUGUAUAUACCAACACCUCAUCUUUUGUUGGUGUUAAAGCAUUCGUUGAUCCUGUGUGCGAGUGUCAAAUCAACCCACCAAAAACAAAAUGCUUAAAUGGAGGUACACCACUGGAAGAUAGGUGUGAAUGUAACCCAGGAUUUGAGGGACCAAAUUGCGAAAUCUUGUCUGUAGGAUUUCACGGGGAUGGAUGGGCCUUAUACCCUCCCAUUCCAGCAUGUAAAGAAGCAUCUUUAUCCUUGGAUGUUACUCCAACGAAAGACGAUGGAUUGAUCUUGUAUGUUGGGCCUAUUAGACGCAAUACAGUGCUAAAUGUUCAAGAUUUCAUGUCAUUGGAGCUUAAAGACGGCUACCCACGACUACUUAUGGAUUAUGGUAGUGGAACCACAUUUUUGGAACAUAAACAAAGUAGACUUUCUGAUGGAAAGUUGCACCAUAUUGACAUAUUUUGGACAAACACCAGUAUCGAAAUGAAAGUAGACAGUUGUCAAAUGAGUUCAUGCCUGAGACUGACCACUCCAAUAAAACCUAAUGAAUUUUUGAAUGUUAAUGGCCCUCUCCAGCUGGGAGGAUCAUUUGUUGACCUUGCAUCUCUCAGUAAGGAAAUGCUUUGGAAUUACGCCCCAUCAGAUGAGAAGUUUAGUGGUUGUAUUCGUAAUCUUACAUUCAAUGGGAAAACGGCACGAGAAACAUUAGAAACAGCAAGAUUACUUGGGAGGCGCCUGGGAAGUUAG